AGUUACCGUUUCAAAAUAGUUUGAAAUUUGUUUUGAUUGUUGAUUAUGUUGAAAAGAUCCUUUUAAUUGAUCAAAAUAGUGGUAAUUAAUAAAGUAUAUAGCGUUAUUUAGCACUUGUUGUAUCUAUUACACAAUAUUAAAGCAGUAAAAUGGAUUCAGUGGACUUAGAACUUGAAACUAAAUGCGAGAACGCGUUAAAUUUAGUAGCAGAAUCACGGAAACGCUUCGGCAAACUAUGCGUCGAAUACGAUCAAAAAAUGUUGUUGAUGGAAAACAAACUGCUUAAUUUACAAGUGGAAACUGUAUCAAACUAUCGUUUCAAACCUAAAAACACCAUUCCGAACAUAGACGAAGAUAGUACGAAGGAUUUGGACGAUUUAUUUGUAGAAAUUAGCGAAAAAGAGCAACGAUUACAGGAUGUAAUGAGAAAAUUGAAGAAUACUCACGAAGUUAUCAUGCAAUUGGAUGCUGACGUCAUCGGGAAGAAGUUACGCGCGCCCCUAAACGCAGAUACAAUGUUGGCGCAAGCUAAAGCUAGUAAACUUUUAAAACCAUAGCCUAUAUUCUUUUUUUGUAGAUGGUAUUGUUAUUAUUCAGCCUUGUACUAAUAUAUGAUAUGCAUACUCCAUGGAAGAAGACUCCACUCAUCGAAGCAACCAUGACCACUCUGCCAAGAGUGUACGAUUGAGAAGAUACUUCAUGCUCUUAGUCAUCAUCAUUGUCAAUAGCCUGUAGAACAGUGCCGGAUAA
Messenger RNA from Spodoptera frugiperda (fall armyworm), 750 nucleotides. RefSeq lists its product as uncharacterized. The coding region runs from base 150 to 557 and encodes 135 amino acids. NCBI's taxonomy places the organism in Eukaryota, Metazoa, Arthropoda, Insecta, Lepidoptera, Noctuidae. The transcript is spliced from 2 exons. The record is from RefSeq and is a predicted model, not a curated record.